Letharia columbiana is the source of this 1818-nucleotide messenger RNA. RefSeq lists its product as uncharacterized. Bases 1 to 1818 code for a protein of 605 amino acids. Gene Ontology annotation, molecular function: protein binding. The transcript has 2 exons. Lineage: Eukaryota; Fungi; Ascomycota; Lecanoromycetes; Lecanorales; Parmeliaceae. The record is from RefSeq and is a predicted model, not a curated record.
AUGGCAAAGCGCUCUCAUGAGGAUCAAGAAACAGACGACCGCCCAGCAAAGCGUCUACGUCCUAGCGAUCCAGACAGACUGUCACACUUGAGCGAUGAGCUUCUCAUAAGAACUCUCUCCUACCUAUCAGUCUCAGACCUUGUUCUCUGCCAAAGACUUUCUCACCGCCUCAACUCCUUGGCUGGUGACCUCCAACUGUGGAAGGCUCUUUUCUACGACCGCUUUGUUCGCCCCCGGGCUUCUCGAAUACCAGGCGUUCGAGACCAGGAACAGUCCCCAAAGUCUUUAUACUACUCGUCCAAGAUAUCUAAAUGGCUUGAUGAUGACCAUCUUGUAAGGAGAGGAAGCGUGACCAAUUGGAAGAGACAAUACAAGCUACGCCAUAACUGGUCAAGGGGCAGCGCAAAUGUCAGCGAAAUCCAACUUGCAGAACACCCUUCACAACCUCCACUGCUAGUACGCUUGCAUGAGGACAUAGUUGUGACUGCGGACCCAGUCGCUGGUUUGAGAGCGUGGGUGCUGAAAGGAAUUGAUCGGCUGAUUGCUACCACGCCAUUUUACAGGGGCAAGGAUGAUCGCAGUGCUGGUCCGACAUCUUUGUCAAUCGAUGGAGCACAGUCAAGAAGGGAUCGAGUGAAUGUAUCGGUUGGGUAUGAUGAUGGCAGCUUUGCGAUCUACACACUACAGCGGAAUGAGAGGAGAUUUGCAUGCCGAUAUGUGCAUGCUCCAUCCAGGAACGGCGCGAUUCAUGCCAUUGCGUACGCUUCACCGUAUUUACUGACCAUGACUGGAGCACCUCUACUAUCCCUAUAUCGCUUUGGUCAUGAACCAGAGGAAAUCAUGAGCAAUCUCGAGUCGACUUCCGGCAGAAGAAACAACAUGGAUUCCAUCUUCACUAAGGAGCCUAAAAUCCUUGUGAAAAAUUCUCACGGAGAUGCCCAAGAAGAUCUAGGUGCCUCUGGUGUGAACGAGGGAGAGGUAGACGAUGAUGCAAUGAUGCGGCCUCCGACCUUGAUAUCCUCGUUGAGGUCGCAGACGGCCUAUCCUCCAAUAUCACUUGCCAUCAGGGCUUCAUCAACUAGCAUCGUUGCUUCGAUAGCUUAUGCAAUGCCCACUUGGACGUCUGGAUGGUCCGUUGGAUUGCAAGAGAUUCGUAUAACACCAGAUGGCACCAUCAUUGAUUCUCGUGUGGCAUCUGCAGCGACUCGAGGUGCUCUAUCGCCACCGUCGAAUCCACAACUGGAUCGGUCAGUGCACAAUUACAGUACGACCACUUUGGACCAACGAGUCGUUACAGGCGUGAGGAUGGCUCUUGGCAGUAAACCGACGUCUCUUUCAUACAAUCAUCCUUAUCUAUUAUCAGCUCACCCGGAUAACACGCUCACACUUUAUAUGGUCACAUCAAAUGCUGAGGAGCUGAGCGUAGGUGUGGGAAGCCGGCUGUGGGGCCACACUUCUUCCGUUUCUGGAGCUCAUGUUGGUGACCGUGGCAAGGCUGUCUCUGUCAGUGCACGAGGUAACGAGCUACGGGUAUGGGAGCUGGAAGGUGGGAUGUCUUCGAGCACAUCCCGAAAACGGGCAGCUGCAGGCGAAGCUAGCGUACGAGUACGUCCUAAGAGGGCUACCUCUGAGACGAAAAUAGAAAACACAUCGAGAGCCGACAUUGGUGCUGUUGCCGGCCCUAGGUUCAUGCGAGAGCAAGCAUUUGAUGAUUCGACUGUCACCCAUGGCUGGGUUGCAUUCGACGAAGAGAAGGUGGUACUACUCCGGGAGAAGAUGCUAGGGACUCAGGCGUUGGUGGUGUAUGAUUUUGAAUAG